This is a messenger RNA of Scophthalmus maximus (turbot), 914 nucleotides long. RefSeq names its product histone H2A. Lineage: Eukaryota; Metazoa; Chordata; Actinopteri; Pleuronectiformes; Scophthalmidae. Bases 90 to 476 code for a protein of 128 amino acids. The transcript has a single exon. Gene Ontology annotation, cellular component: nucleosome. Gene Ontology annotation, molecular function: structural constituent of chromatin; DNA binding; protein heterodimerization activity. The record is from RefSeq and is a predicted model, not a curated record.
ACCCCUAAAGCCAUUACGUAGAGGUGCUGACUCGUGUGACUACCGCCUCUCUGACACUGUUCCGCAUCAAUAAUAUCACGUAAACGACCAUGUCUGGCAGAGGGAAAACCGGAGGCAAAGCCCGGGCCAAGGCCAAGUCUCGCUCCUCUCGCGCCGGACUCCAGUUCCCGGUGGGCCGGGUCCACAGGCUACUGCGCAAGGGCAACUAUGCGGAGCGCGUCGGCGCCGGGGCUCCGGUGUACUUGGCCGCCGUGCUGGAGUAUCUGACGGCCGAGAUCCUGGAGCUGGCAGGCAACGCGGCCCGGGACAACAAGAAGACCCGGAUCAUCCCGCGGCACCUCCAGCUGGCCGUGCGCAACGACGAGGAGCUCAACAAGCUGCUGGGAGGUGUGACCAUCGCUCAGGGCGGCGUGCUGCCCAACAUCCAGGCUGUCCUCCUGCCCAAGAAGACCGAGAAGCCGGCCAAGAGCAAGUAGGGACUUCCCUCUGGUCCGGAUUCAACCGGGACUCGAGCCUCAUCUCGGAGCCGGCCACUUUUUCCACAUCAGCGUUUCUUCUUUUCUGCUUUUGGACACGCGUACCUUUCGAAAGCGUUUGGUGUGGCUGCGUCUGCGUUGAACACGUUCACUCGCUCGCUUCUCGUCGGGACUAUUCACAGACUGCUCUGUUGUGUUCUCGUUGUGGAAAAUGGAGGCGCUCUCUGGAGGCUGGCGAGCGCAGCAACGUGAAGUGUGUGGGGACAUGAUAGGGUUUUUCUCGUUAUGGACCAAUUCUGAGGGAUGGGGGUGUUUUUUUUGUUUGUUUGUUUGUUUCGUUUGUGGUGAUGCUGCUAAAGAAAAACGUGCAAAAUGGUUGUUUUUUGUUUGUCGUGUUUCAAUAAAUGUCCUGCAGUCUUUCGGCACAGGGCCAAUACA